AUGACAUCGCGUAGGCCAUCGGCAGCGGCGCGGCGGGAUAACACCACGAUCCCGGAAUCGCUGAGCAACAAGCGGCUGCGCUCGCGUGAACUCCAGCAGGGGGAUACGAAUACGGAAGCCGCAGUGGCCGCGUCGGUUUCCGCAUGGGGCUCGCGGCUGCCAUGCGUCAAAGAUGAGCCCGCGCCGAAUGACGCGCUGACUGCUCUACUCAACGCACCAUCUUCAACGACUUUUAAGACGGUGUCUCUGUAUAACCACAUGGGUGUGGGCUGUCAAGUGAAUGCGCACGACGCCUUGACGCUCGCCGACAAGAAAUAUAUGGGGGACGCGGUCGCCGAUUUCCAUAACAUGUGCCCAAGGUGUCCGAACGGGAAAUCAUGGGUGGUCCUUGACAGCAAGGCGUAUGCGUAUGCCAAGAUUCACGGGAAGGCGAUUGGGAGGUGCACGGGCCCGUCUGUGUUCGAGUACGAUUACAUCGCCGUCCCGGUAUUUGCCGGGUUAUUGCACCUCAUGUGCAAACGCGAUCAUCCGGAGGUGGACCAGGAGGCGUCUAGGCAAGCGCUCAUCAAGGCCAAAACGAUAAUCAUGGAGCUACAACGCCAAGAUCUCCGCAUACCUCUGCAGCCUGUUCCCGUUAUCAACGACAACGGAUACAUAUGCGUCGACCCUCCUGUGGACAUCCGAAGAGAGCUGCUAGACCACAAGGAGAAGUUCGCUGUGAUUGAGCACGACAUACAGGUUCUGACGGCCAAGAUCGAGUAUCUGGCCAUCCGCAAAGGCGUGACGACGGACGAGCUGGACACAGGGGCGCGCCAACACCAGGGUGCCGUGGUCGACACGCUGGUGCCGACGGCGACUCCACGCAAGCACGCCAAAGCAGAACCUACCGCGGACGGAAUUGGCCAGAAGGAGGUCGCGCAGACUCCUCCGACGCGUGCACUGGCGGCAGUGCCAUCAAUCUCUCCCUGUCCUGCACCUCACACACCUGCCGUGAAAGAUAGCCAAGUUACUGCCGGCGACGCAACACCUGCUGUGGUCAGGCAACAACAGCGCGACCAUCUUGCAGAGGCUUUGCGCAGCCGCGCUAAGACUCCCGUGCCCGCAGCUCCAGGUAACCCCGGAAGGGUCGCAAGCAGCGGCCGAACGGGAGCUAUGUGGAACGCAGCGAAGCAGAGGUACUACGUCCGGAUCAUAUCUGCUUGCCGCCAGCAGGUUCGUCUGGGGUCGUACGAGGACAAGGACGAGGCGUCAUACGCGUAUGCUGCGGGAGCCGUUGUACUUCGCCCGAACUCACGCAUCAGCUGCACGGUGGAGCUGUCCGACGAGACUCGAGAAGUGCCGCUGCAGAUAUGCAGCGCCAAGGCUGUCGGGGCCGUCGACGCGGAGGCAGCCUGCACGCCCAUUGUCGCCAGCGCACCACAAGGGGAGGAGGACACAGAGGCCGUGAAGGAACGCCUGAUAGACGAGUUAAUGGAAGGCAAAGAUGAGGACGACGAGGAGGGAAACGGUGGUGGUCAGUCGUCAAGCAACGAUCCGUGUGGCGAGAACGGAUCAGAGGAGGAGCAGACCACAAAAGCGCCACAUUCGAGGAAGCGGAUAGAAGCAGCAGAUGGCCAAGUCACACGCGAGGAAUUUGAUGCGUUGCGUGAUUCCCAGAAUGAUACCGCGGAGACACUGGCUCGUCUGGAGUCACACGUACUGACCAUCAUCCGCCUUGGCGAAGGGCGUAAGCGCAAGCGGGCGUCCACAAGUGCCGCAACCUCGCUCGGCCGGGAAGCUUCGAAGCGGAAACGCCAGUCAGAUGAUGACGAAGAAUCCACGUGCGAUGAGGACGAGUUGCCGGCGAAAGUGGCAUGGCACGCGCAUCACGACAAGUCGCCAGUGCUCCAAACCGCCCUUGACAUCCUUCCAGCGGAGAAGGCUUGGAAGGGGCACGUAAGACGGAGCGCACUGGGGAGCGUGCCCGAAAGAGAUAUUGCGUCCCCGUCCCAGACGAUGGUGCGUGUUCGCAUGUCAUAUGGCCGGAGCAAUUAUGGCCGCAACUCCUGUGUCGUGCCAUAG
Messenger RNA from Closterium sp. NIES-65, 2061 nucleotides. Lineage: Eukaryota; Viridiplantae; Streptophyta; Zygnematophyceae; Desmidiales; Closteriaceae. The record is from the annotation of a GenBank genome assembly.